CACUAGGCAACAAUUUCUCAAAUUUCAGUCCCACUAAGCCCUUCUUCCCUCUCUAUCGUUCGAUAAACCCUCCCGGUCUCUCUCCUGCGAUUCUCCGCCGCCGUCGCGUCAUCUCCGUCUUCUCCAGCCUCGCCGUCACAGUGCCAGACAGAGACAGAUUCGUUUGGUUUCUUCAACUGGAUUUGAAAGUCAUUGAUAGGGAAGGAGAACUGAAUUUCGGGGAAAAUGGUGGUUAGGAUUCGGUUAUCGCGUCUAGGAUGCAAAAACAAACCAUUCUAUCGUGUGAUGGCUGCCGAUAGCAGAUCUCCAAGAGACGGCAAACAUCUCGAAGUUCUCGGUUACUACAAUCCCUUACCUGUUCAGGAUGGUGGUAAAAGAAUGGGUAUCAACUUUGACAGAGUCAAGUAUUGGCUUUCUGUAGGAGCGCAACCUUCGAAUCCUGUUGAGCGUCUUCUGUUUCGAGCAGGGUUACUUCCUCCACCACCGACUGUGGCCAUGGCGCGCAAAGGUGGAGCUCGUGAUACUCGUCCUGUUGAUGCUUUAACCGGGCGUGUCAUUGAUCAACAAAAGCCUCCUAAUUCCGACAACAAGGAGACCUCUGUAACUGAAAACCCGUGAAGUCUUAUGUUUUUCAUUGCUGUCUUUAAGAGAAGAAAAUAAGAUGUUAUAUAUUGAUGUGUUGUUGAAACAGUUGAUUUCAAAAGUUUGGAAAAAUAGUUUGCUUAUCCUGUUUCUCCUGCAAAUGCAUUUAUUAGAAUUUGGAUCUGUGUUGUGUUGUUGUUGAA
Messenger RNA from Vicia villosa (hairy vetch), 785 nucleotides. Its product is annotated as small ribosomal subunit protein bS16m/bS16c-like. The transcript has 3 exons. Gene Ontology annotation, cellular component: ribosome; small ribosomal subunit. The record is from RefSeq and is a predicted model, not a curated record. Gene Ontology annotation, molecular function: structural constituent of ribosome. NCBI's taxonomy places the organism in Eukaryota, Viridiplantae, Streptophyta, Magnoliopsida, Fabales, Fabaceae. Gene Ontology annotation, biological process: mitochondrial translation. The coding region runs from base 226 to 618 and encodes 130 amino acids.